This is a messenger RNA of Paraglomus occultum, 271 nucleotides long. NCBI's taxonomy places the organism in Eukaryota, Fungi, Glomeromycota, Glomeromycetes, Paraglomerales, Paraglomeraceae. The record is from the annotation of a GenBank genome assembly.
GUCUUUUAUACUUAGUAUUGGAUCACUCCUCGGCGUUGAGAGGUUUACGCUUUCCGAAUUCAAUGAGGACCAAACAGUGGCCAUCAAACCAGCCCAUUCCAACGAUCUCAUUGACGGUUACAAUCUUAUAAGUUGGCGCGACUAUGGUGGAUAUCAGAGUACAACAGACAGCUUUCUAUCUGACAAUAUUAGGGUUGGCAAAAUAUCUCGUGUGGAAAACAAGAAACAUGCGGUCGUAUGGCAUAGCGACUGCCGGCCUGAAUUGGAAUGA